This is a messenger RNA of Symbiodinium necroappetens, 364 nucleotides long. The record is from the annotation of a GenBank genome assembly. NCBI's taxonomy places the organism in Eukaryota, Dinophyceae, Suessiales, Symbiodiniaceae.
GUAUUUAGACCACCUUGACGAAGACUGGCGAGGAAUGUACGACAAUGACCCUGUGGCCGAAGUUCCUGAGGACAAGAGGGAGAAGGUCCUGGGAGGCGAGGGCUGCAUGUGGGGAGAGACCGUUGAUGGCUCAGAUCAGGCUCCCACGCUGUGGCCGCGGCUUGCUGCCAUUGCCGAGCGGCUCUGGAGCGCGCCAGCCUCCUCUUCUGCGGCUGCAGAGUCACGCCUCAAUGCCUUCAGGUGCCUGCUCCUUCGUCGGGGUGUGGCCGCUGCCCCCACCCAAGUCAGCGGCAGAAGAGCACCUCUUGGGCCAGGGUCGCUCGGAGCCGCAGGGGAGACGGAUUCGUUCGAUGCACUGAUUUAG